AUGGAGAGCGAGCCUGGGAUCGUGUCUCCGUUCAAGCGAGUCUUCCUGAAAGGAGAAAAGGGAAGGGACAAGAAGGCCCAGGAGAAGUCCACAGAGCGCAGAGCCCUCCACACCUUCUCACUGUCUCAGCCUGACCACGGCAUUGACCCCGACAUCUUGCUUAACGACUAUAUUGAGAAGGAAGUCAAAUACUUGGGGCAGCUGACAUCAGUUCCAGGAUACUUGAAUCCAUCAAGCAGGACAGAAGUCCUGCAGCUUAUUGACAACGCAAGGAAGUCCCAUCAGUUGGCUGGCCAGCUGACGUCGGAGCAGGAUGCAGUGGUAAGCCUGUCUGCAUACAACAUCAAGCUCGUUUGGCGAGACGGAGAGGACAUCAUCCUGAGAGUGCCAAUUCAUGAUAUAGCUGCUGUCUCAUACAUCAGGGAUGACUCUGUUCACCUUGUGGUCAUAAAAACAGCCCAGGAAUCAGGAGGCUCUCCCUGUCCCAGCUCAUGUCCCGAUCUAAACAAAUCGCAGACUCUGAGCUCCCUGUCGGAGAGUGGAGCUGUGCUCGUGGAGGUCUGCUGUCUGCUUGUCCUGGCUGUUGACAAUAAGGCUGCAGCAGAGGAGUUGUGCAUUUUGCUCAGCCAGGUGUUUCAGAUAGUUUACACAGAAUCAACCAUUGACUUCCUAGACCGAGCCAUUUUUGAUGGAGCUACAACGCCUACCAGACAUCUUUCUCUGUACAGCGAUGACUCUUCAAGCAAAGUAGACGUCAAAGAGGCUUUUGAAGGAGAAGUCGGCACGUUUCCUUUCAAGACACCAGAAGAGAACUCUUCAUCUGCCUCCAGCCCUACACUUCCUCAGACAAAGACGGCGAUUGAAGGCGAGCUCAGUACCACGGCCGCAGAGCUGCUGCAGGACUACAUGACAACACUGCGGACGAAGCUGUCAUCCCAGGAGAUCCAGCAGUUUGCCACUCUGCUCCACGAGUACAGAAACGGUGCCUCCAUUCAUGAGUUCUGCAUUAAUCUGCGGCAGCUCUAUGGGGACAGCAGGAAAUUCCUCCUACUCGGUCUUCGUCCCUUCAUCCCGGAGAAAGACAGCCAGCACUUUGAAAACUUCCUCGAAACCAUCGGAGUGAAGGAUGGCCGAGGCAUCAUCACGGACAGCUUCGGCCGAUGCAAGCGCACGCCCAGCUCCGCCUCCGAUUCCACCACCAACGGCAACGGGGCAGCAAGAGGAAGCGGCGACAGCACGGCCUCGGACGAGGGCCAGGACGCCUCCGAAGGCGACGAGUGGGACCGUAUGAUCACCGACAUCAGCAACGACAUCGAAGCGCUGGGCUGCAGCAUGGACCAGGAAGCAGUGACUCCCUGACACGUGGACGUGGUGGCACGAACUCACGCAGGAGACAUGAG
Messenger RNA from Nematolebias whitei (Rio pearlfish), 1400 nucleotides. RefSeq names its product CCM2 scaffold protein (gene ccm2). NCBI's taxonomy places the organism in Eukaryota, Metazoa, Chordata, Actinopteri, Cyprinodontiformes, Rivulidae. Bases 1 to 1359 code for a protein of 452 amino acids. The record is from RefSeq and is a predicted model, not a curated record. Gene Ontology annotation, biological process: vasculogenesis; heart development. The transcript has 10 exons.